AAACACUACAGUAAGUGAAUGUGUUACCAACUACAUUUGGAAAGACAUAUGUAAGUAAGCAUACUGAAUCUAAAAUGUACGCCACACUUUCAACAUGUUUAUCUGUUAAAAAAAAUAAAAUGCAGGAUUUUUGUGUUCAAUCACAUCAAAUCUCAGUAAAAUACAUAGAAGCUUUUUGUCACAACAUGAAAAAGUGUGAAUACUUUUCUCAGGUUCUGUAUGCUGAUGGCUUACAGCUCCAUAUUUAUUUGCCCUACUGCUGUAUUUUGGUUUGCGCCAUCUUAUUACAAGCCUUCUGUAUCUAGGUCUCACCAGAGCUCGAAUUUCUUCAGCAGCUACUUUACUUCUGCUCUCUGUCAUUUAUUUCUGAGCACUCAGCCUCCACACAACUGAAAGCCUGUGGUUAAAUAUGAGGAUGUAAUACAGUAAGAGCUGCAAAAUGCAACCAUAGAUUCGUGUGAAGGUCAGAAAACCGUAGCAAUUGGUUUAAGGUGUGAGAAAGCUACAUGUGGCCUCGCAUGUGUGUUAAAUCACAGCAAAUUACUCCUUAACUUGCAAAAUAUGGCCUGAUGCAACCCUGUUUCCACAGUAACUCAGACUUGGAGGUUCUCAUACUGAAAGCUUUUGGUCAGAGUGAAGACGGGCCACGACAGGAAGUGCGUUACUUCAUUCAGAUUCUGUGGCAGGGAGGAGGAAAAGGCAGCAGAGUUAAAUAGUUUCAGCUCUGCUCCUCAGUCAGACAACAGCUGCCGCCUCCUGUCAGUGGGCUUCAUGCCCACCAGUGGGUUGUUUCUUCAUGUGCUGGUGUGUGUGGAGUUACCUGUGUGACUUCUUCCAUGAGCUUUGGUUGGUGACGUCAGCUGGCAGAUGGUUGACAUACUCUGCUACCUUUAGCAAAAAAAAAAAAAAGAUAUUUUUUGUUUCAGUUUUCAUUAUUAUAGAAUUCAAUUGAAGCUUUUCAACAGCACACAUUCCUCUGAUUUUUAUUUUAUUUUUUUUCCUUGUUGGGAAUUAAAGCAGAACGCUGCAUAAAAAUCAGCAACUACAAGACAGUGUGUUAACACAGCUGUUUAAAAAUAAUCUUUUUUUAGUGAUUUUGUGGAAAAACUAGUUAAUUUCUAAAAUGAAAACAAGUCAGUUUUUACCUUUUUAAAGAGCUUUUAGAAGUAGCUACUGGUAAUUUGCAGUUUUCUCUGCUGAUGGGUUGCAGAGGAUUUUUUUUUAGCACCAUCAUCUAAAAUAACGUCAUUUGAUCAGCUUGUUCUUGUACAAAAUGCUUUGUUAAAUCUUUGCAGCUUUAGUUUUGAUGGUGGCCGCUCUGAAUAAAUUAGCUGUGCGCCACUUGACUUUUUCUUUUUUUCACAGCACUGUGAUUUCAAUCAGUUUAAGUGGGAAUCUCUCUUAUCCUUAGCUGGAGCUGCAGCAGCUAUUUAUUGAGAAUCUUUAUUAAUUUUCUUGAUCUCCGCACAAUGACAACAGUGUGAUAAUGGCCGCAAAAGCGAAAUUUUUUUGUUUCAUUUCCUUUUUACUACAGUUACCGGUAAGCAACUUUUAAGAAAUCAGAGUAUUUAUUUAAAUUUACGUGUCUUUUAUCUUUCCAGAUUAUAUUAAAUUUACAAAAGUUUCAAACUUUUGCACUUUCUGUCACAAUGCAGCCACAGGCUUUAAUGUAUUUUACUUGGAUUGUACGUAAUUGAUCAACACAAAGUAGUGCAUAAUAGUGCAAGGAGGAAACGAAUAUGUGGCUUUUAUUGUUAUUUACUAAUUAAAAUCUAUAAAGUUCUCUAUAUUAAGCCACUUUUAUUGUUUAACCCAAAAUAAAAUUCAGCUGCCCUAAGAAGAUUCGUAUUUAUUUAAUUAAGUGAAUCUGUGUGCAAUUUCAUCUUAGUACAAAUCCAGAUGUUCUGUGAACGCCUCAGAGGUUUGCUAGAGAACAUUAGUAAACAAACGUCAUAAUAACACAGCAGACUGGUUCAAGAUAAAGUCGUAACGAUGUUUAAAAUAGAGUUUUAGCUUUUAAAACCUAAACUUUGAACAUGUCACAGAGCUCUGUUCAGUCCACCAUCAGAAAAGUUUUCAUAGCCAACCUCCUUUUUUAACAGGGCAGGAAAUGAAAUUGACAAAAGAAGAAGCCAAACUGGCAGUGCUAACUUUGCAUAAACUUCAGAGAUCUACAGAUUGUCUUUAUGUAAAGGUGGCAAGAAGAAAACUCUUAAGAGGUUAUGUUUAGUUUGCCACAAACCAAGGAGGGGACACAACACGCUUGUCAAAGAAGGUGCUCUGAACACAUGCAAAAACCUGUUUGACAGAAAAAGAAACACUUUGCAUCACCCUGAAGACAUCAUCUCUUGAAGUAUGGUGGUGGCAGCAGCAUGCUCUGGAGCAAAGUUAUCCUGAGGAAAACUCAGUUUGAUGCUUCAAAAUGCUUAAAACUCAAAACCGAUCACCUAAAUCCAAUUAAUAAUUUAUCAUAAGGUUUGAAAACUAGUUAAUUUAACUGAACUUGAAGUAUUUCACAAAGAUGAAUGGGCAAAAUGGUCCAUCUCUAUUUAUGCAAAAGACAAAAUUUGUCUCAAUGAAGUAUUGUUACAGCGGGUUGAAGGGAAAUGCAAGCCAUACAUUUUUGAUCUGAAAUGUAAAAAAGUUUGAAAUCCAUGUAUCGUUUUCCUUCCACUUCCCAAAAAGGAACUCCUAAUAGAGUAUAUUGAACUUUCAGGCUCUAACUGGACGUAAAGUUUAAACCCAUAUUGUCUCAUUUGCAGUCUGAGCUGUAAAAAGAGAAGCAGCUCCUUAGUUUUGAAGCAUUUCAUCUCCAUUCAGCUUUGUCCUCCUUCAUCCUACUCUGACGCGUUAAAGUAUUCCUCAUAACUUAUGCUCCACAUUAACUAUAGAAGAGGACUCUUUCCUGGUGAUUGCACCCGGUCAAGUUCAGCACCUCCUUAAAAGUCCUCAUGAGUCUUGGCAGUUCUCACCCACCGCUCCUUUCGCUGUGUUUCGCAGGAGAUCAGAAACAUGCACAACGAGCAGCUGAUGGGCAUCAGGCGAGAAGAAGAGAUGGAAAUGUCUGACGAUGAUAUGGAGGACGUCCCUGACAGCAAAGACUCUGAGGACUCAGGUGUUUCCCAAGCAGAAGCCUUAAAGGAGGAGAACGACUCGCUACGCUGCCAGCUGGACGCCUACAGGAACGAAGUGGAGCUGCUCAAACAGGAGCAGGGAAAGAACCAGCCAGUCCGCAGCGAGGAGGACAGCACUCAUUCACAGCAACUCAGCUUCCUGCAGCAGGCUCUGCAAGGCAUGCAAAAGCAACUGUUAAAAAUGAGGGACGAACUGAAGCAGCGGGAGGCAGAGCUGGAAAAGAGCCUGGAGGACAAACAGCAGCUGAAGUCGCAAGUCCAGAAUCUGAAGGAAGGUCUGCAGAAGCUGCAGAGCACACACACAAUGCAGGUCAGUGUGACAGAUGACAUCCCUCACUCUGCUGGCUUUCCCCAGAGCCGACACGGAGCGUUUACUUAGCGGGAUUCACAGCGGGACUCGUCUGUGGGUUUGCCACCGUCUUUGUUCAGAGAACAAACUUUGCAGUCUGCGCUUUCAUAAGAGAGAGGUUAGCUGAGGACGUCCAGGAUUAUGCAAAUCCUGGAAGAAAAUAAAGGACUAGGUCAUUGGGGGAUCAAAGUGGUGAUACUUACUUUGGCCAUUUUUCUAAGCUCCUACUAAGAAAUCUCCAAAUGCAUUCUGUGCAUAUUUCUAUCACUGAAACUGAAGGAAAGCGCUGACAACAGUGUCAUUGAUCAUCUGGCUUCGUUCAGUGUUCAUUUUCACCUUAAUUCAAAUUUGUAUCUUUUUUUUAUGUAAAUUGCAUUCAGCUCAAAUUUCUUAUUAGAUCUUUCUAAUUUCAAGUGUCUCAUUAAAUGGUUCUUUAAAAGACGCCUCAGUUUAACUGCUCUUAUUUCAUAGCAAUAAAAAGCCCAAUUAACACACACUAAACACGAACCAGUCCUGUGAUUGCCUACUUUCACGUAUUUGCAUAUCAUAUUUUUCUCUUUAUGUUAACAUAUUAAUCAGUCUUUAAAUAGGAAACACAGUGGGUUUCGGAUUAUAAAUUAAUUGUUGCCUUGCUGGGAAUUUUAAAGCAGUCACUCCAGAAGAGGAUCUAUCUGAUGAUCUGUCAAAUGGUGAAGCUUUUUCACUUUGGGUACAAAACCUAUGGAUUAGUUUUUAAGCAUCCAAAACUGUGAGGAAAAAAAUCCCACACUUCCUUUUGAUUUGCUUCUAAGAACCAGACUUUCUUAAAAUCUUUAAAAUUCACUUGAUGCAAUGCACUACAGGACCCAAUUAUUAAAAACAGCUCAUUUGAGUGGAAAUGUUAGAUAAGAUGCUGCAACUUGCAGCUUCAGAGGCAGAAGGUGCAAACACUUAUCUCAAAACCCCCUUUUUUAAGCAUUUGAACUGAUAUUUUACAUAUUUGUAUCACAGUAUAUGAUUUAAAUAAUCAAAGCAAUCACUAAUGGUUUGCAUUUCCAGUUUUGUGCUUGUAAGUAACGAAGCACUGCUGCUUCUUUAACUGCGUGCGUGCGUGCGUGCGUGCGUGCGU
Messenger RNA from Poecilia reticulata (guppy), 4591 nucleotides. The record is from RefSeq and is a predicted model, not a curated record. Lineage: Eukaryota; Metazoa; Chordata; Actinopteri; Cyprinodontiformes; Poeciliidae.